GGGUCUGGAGCUUCUCUCCCGGCGUACCCCGGGCGCGAGAGGAAGCGGGUCGCGCCGAGCAUUGUGGGAAGGGGCUCUUGAGAGUCGGUGCCUGUGUUACGAGUCUAGUGUCGUCGCCGCCGUCUGCGGACCGGGAGUAGCCGGGGGCUGGUGACAACGCGGGGCACGUUGGCACUGAGGCUAGAAGCGGCCUGAGGCCCUGGGUGAGGGCAUCCUGAAGGGGAGGAGGGAGGAGCACGUAUGUUGACGGAGAUCAUAAUGACUUCAGCAAGCAAAGCAGUUGAGUUGCAGUUACAGAUGAAGCAUAAUGCUGAGGAACUACAAGACUUUGUGAAGGAUUUAGAAAGCUGGGAAAAAGACAUUAAACAAAUGGAUUUGGAAUUGAGAAAUCAAAAUGGUGUUUCAGGAGAGAACUUAUUUCCUGUUCGAAAUAAAAAUUUUAAGAAAAAGAAGAAAAACAAAACAAAAGUGCCUUCUGAAAAAACCACAGAAGAAAACAAAAAAAAUAGGAUAAAAUCCUAUGAUUAUGAAGCAUGGGGAAAACUUGAUGUGGACACAAUACUGGAAGAGCUUGAUAAAGAAGAUAGUACUCAUGAUUCAGUAUCAGCAGAAUCAGAAUCAGAAGAAGAUGGAAUUCAUAUAGAUUCACAAAAGGCUCUUGCUGAGAAAGAAAAGGGAAAUAAAUACUUUAAACAAGGAAAAUAUGAUGAAGCAAUUGACUGUUACACAAAAGGCAUGGCUGCAGAUCCAUAUAAUCCAGUUUUACCAACAAACAGAGCAUCAGCUUUCUUUAGAAUGAAAAAAUUUGCUGUUGCUGAGUCUGAUUGUAAUUUGGCAAUUGCAUUGAAUAGAAAUUAUACAAAGGCUUAUCUUAGAAGAGGUGCUGCUCGUUUUGCACUCCAGAAGUUAGAGGAUGCCAAAGAAGAUUAUGAAAAAGUAUUAGAACUGGAACCAAAUAACUUUGAAGCUAAAAGUGAACUCAAGAAAAUCGAUCAGGCACUGAUAUCCAAAGAAGGUUCUCAGCUAAAGGAAAUUGACGCAGUGAUUGAAGUAACUGAAGAAGAAAAAAAACAACUUAAAGAACAGCAGUGUAGGCAACAGGCCAUUAGAGAAAAAGACUUGGGAAAUGGAUUUUUCAAAGAAGGGAAGUAUGAGCAAGCAAUUGAAUGUUAUACUAGAGGUAUAGCAGCAGAUGGCACCAAUGCUCUUCUUCCAGCGAAUAGGGCUAUGGCCUAUCUAAAGAUUCAAAAAUAUGAAGAGGCUGAAAAAGACUGUACACAAGCAAUACUGUUAGAUGGUUCGUAUUUGAAGGCAUUUGCCAGAAGAGGUACUGCAAGAACAGCUCUGGGAAAAUUAAAUGAAGCCAAAGAAGACUUCACAACAGUUUUAAAUCUUGAACCAGGAAAUAAGCAAGCAGUAAGUGAACUUUCCAGGAUUAAAAAAGAACUAAUUGAAAAAGGACUAUGGGCUGAUGUGUUUGAUAAAUCAACCAAAAGGCAAAACUUGGUAAAACCAAUUGAUAAACCACUUCAUCUUAGAUCAAAUAAACCAUUGAAGACAGUCAUCAUUGAAGAAAUUGGUAACUUGGUGCAAAAUAUUGAUUUGCCAGCAACAAAUACCAUUUCCGUGUUAGAGACCAAUUGUAUUAAUCCAACAAAUGUUACGAAAGCAUCAGCUAUUAUAAGCAAAAAGAAUUCAAGCCAAGAUGAUGUUUUGCCUACAAGUGAUACUCCAAGAGCAAAAGUAUCAAAAAUAGAAGAAAUCCCAGAUACUCCAGCCCUACAAUCUCAUAAUAGUAUAAAAGUGGAUUCAUCAACUAUACAGCAGUCUACUGUACAUCAGUCUUUCAGUAUGAAAAAUUCCACUGAAAUAGAAAAAAUAUCUGUUCCAUUUAUUACAACUGUUCUUCCACCAAUACCUGCAAACUCAUUUCAGCUUGAAUCUGAUUUCAGAAAGCUGAAAAAUUCUCCAGAUAUGUUAUAUCAAUAUUUAAAGCAAAUUGAACCUUCUCUGUAUCCUAAGCUGUUUCAAAAAUCUUUAGAGCCAGAUGUAUUCAACCAGAUUUUGAAAAUUCUGCAUGAUUUUUACAUCGACAAAGAAAAACCAUCACUUAUUCUUGAAAUUUUGCAAAGACUAUCUGAACUAAAAAGAUUUGAUAUGGCAGUAAUGUUUAUGUCUGAAUCAGAAAAAAAGGUUACAUGUGCUUUGUUUAAUCACAUGGAAAAGUCGGGAUUGAAGGAUAAUUCUGUUGAAGAACUCAAGAAAAGAUAUAGUAGUUGAUUUUUUAUUUUUUUAUGAAAUUAUUGUCCUCUUGUUUUCAUAAGUAAAAUUUUGUUUUUCCUACUGAAGAUAAAGUAUUAUAUAGGUCUCCUGCUGAAGGCUAUGAAGUUCUAUAGAAUAAUAUCUUUAGAUAUGUUAGUCAAUUGAAUAGGAUAGUGAUUUGCACUACUGUGGUGUAAUGUACUAUUUAUAAAUCUCUUGUGAAAAUAAAAUACAAAUAAUUUGAAAACAAAUCAGUGUUUUAUUAUAGAACUUGACAUAUUAAACUAAUACAAAUUGUCCACCUCCAAUAAGCACAGCAUCUCUUAUUUACCUCUUUAUAUUUUCUCCAUUCAGAUUUUCAUACUCACUUAAAAUAGUAAAAUAUAAAAUAUGAAUUUUUUUGUAACAUAAAAGAAUAAGCUGUCCAAGGCCUCUGAUAGCAUAGGAUUCAAACCCAUCAAGAGUCACUGAGUUAUGUAUAGUGCUUAAUUUAUAAAUAUAUAAAAGACCUUCAGGAGUGAUUAUAGGCAAAAUGAAGGUUUUCAUUAUUUUUCCUUCUAUUUUCUCAUCAGGCCUACCAAAGAAUGGCAGAUGACCAAGAAAAACAAUCUGUGAAUAUCUGUUUACUUAGACUGUAAAGGACUUGUUCAUAUAGGACAAGGGAUUCUCUGCUAUAUACCCUAGCACAUUGGGCACUCAGUAAAGAAAAAACAACAACCAGAAAUGAUGAAUAAAUAAAAACCAGUACUUAGCUCACCAGUCUGUAUUUUUGAAGAGUAACCAAGCUUUAUUUCAGUUCAGUUCUGAUCAGAUCCACAACAGUUCCAAGUGCUUGGCAUGGGAGAGUUUGAGGAGUGAAUAUAAAUUGUUGGGUCUGUGACUAGAUGGAAACUUAUAAGCAGCCCUGGAGGGGCACUGGGCCUGGGAUAAGUGUUGAGGAAAAAUGUGUGGAGAUGAUUCCUAGGAUAAUGUUUGCUGAUAAUGAUGUUUGACUUGUUACAAUAAAUCUGCAGUUACACAAACUGAUGCAAAGUAAAGUGAGCAGAACCAGGAGAAUAGUGUAUACCAGUGAUAAUUGAAUUGUACAAUGAUCCAAGACAAUUCUGAAGAACUUACUAUGAUAAAUGAUAUCCACCUCCAGAGAAAGAACUGAUGGAGGGGGAAUUCAGAUCAGAGCAUACUUUCACUUUAUUUUCUAAAUGGGUUUUAUUGUUUUGACUUGUGUUGUCUUCCAUAACAUGACCAAUAUGGAAUGUGUUUUGCAUGAUAUCACAUAUAUAAUCUGUAGCAAAUUGCUUAUCAUCUCAGGAUGGGGAGAGAAAAAGGGAAAGAAUUUGGGACUCAAAAUUUUAGAAAAGUAAUGUUAAUUGGGGAAAAAAUAUUGAAAGAUAAAGCAAUUUGAAAAUGAGGGGGGUAAAGAAUAUUUUAUUUUGUUAAAAUUUACAUUCAAUUUCCUUCAUGAUGGCUAGAUAAUUUGGGAUAAUGGUUUCUUUCCCUGUUGAGUUUCCACGUGCUUUUAAAUUUUAAUUGCUAUUAUAUUUACUACAAAUACUAAUAAGGCACAUAAAGUACAUAUUUAGCUUUGAAAAUAAUGACAUGAUGAACUAAUUUCGAUUUUCAGAAAGAAAUUCUUUUAAAAAUUCACUUGCAGAAUUCUGGUUACAAAAUUGAUUGUAAGGAAGGACCUUUGUCUAAGCAAGAGGGCAUUAGUGGAUAAUUGGAAAAUGUUAAUGAUGCAAGAAAAAAGGCAUCAAUGAAGCAUUUUUUAAAUGCAUAGAAUCGGAGCAGAAGGGAAUGUGGACAAGCCAGAUCAUUUUGUUAGGUUGAAUUCUACUUCAAAACAUGCAAUAAGUUCAGUUUUGCAGUCUUCUUUUCUGUUCUUUGUAUGUUGAAAUGUUUUUGCCACUUAAAUUCAUAAUAAAAAGUUUUAAAGGC
Monodelphis domestica (gray short-tailed opossum) is the source of this 4197-nucleotide messenger RNA. It is a transcript of the gene RPAP3, whose product is annotated as RNA polymerase II associated protein 3. Gene Ontology annotation, molecular function: protein binding. Lineage: Eukaryota; Metazoa; Chordata; Mammalia; Didelphimorphia; Didelphidae. The record is from RefSeq and is a predicted model, not a curated record. Gene Ontology annotation, cellular component: protein folding chaperone complex.